Phragmites australis (common reed) is the source of this 1203-nucleotide messenger RNA. RefSeq names its product protein SODIUM POTASSIUM ROOT DEFECTIVE 2-like. The record is from RefSeq and is a predicted model, not a curated record. NCBI's taxonomy places the organism in Eukaryota, Viridiplantae, Streptophyta, Magnoliopsida, Poales, Poaceae. The coding region runs from base 212 to 826 and encodes 204 amino acids. The transcript has 3 exons. Gene Ontology annotation, molecular function: metal ion binding.
UAUUUGUCCUCCCACAGCUUCUUUUUAAGGUCCAGCCGAGCGGCUCUCUCUCCUUCGUCACACUCGCAUUCCUCUCUCUUGGAUAAAUCACUCUCUCCUCCUCCGCAUUGCUGCUAGGAGCCGCGCGUGCCUGGGGCCGUCGCUAAGCUUCUCCGCUCUGUGUGCGUGGCGUGAGACGAGGUGAGGUUGUGACCGUGGGCUGGCGGGCGGCAUGAGGGCGGGCGGGAUGUUGUGCCGGUCGCAGGCGGCGACGGCGGUGUGCGUGCCAGGGGACGCGCGGUCCAUGGUCGUGGCCCGCCGCGCCGACCGCACCAUCAUCGCGGAGGACGCGCGCGCCCUGCACGACGUCAGGUACGCGCGCCUCGGCGGGGAAGCGCGCGCGACGUCGCGGCGGUACGCGGUGACGAGGGCCCCGCGGCCGCCGCCCCCUCCCCCGCCCCCUACUGCGGCAGCAACUAGGCCGCGCGGGGAGAGGCGGCGCGGCGGCAGGGCGCCCGUGGCCGUGACGCUGCCCAUGGUGACCAAGAGCCCCAGCAGGGAGACGCCGGCGCGGGAGCUCGCGGCUGCUGCCAAGCGUGCGCCAGCCGCAACCGCCGCCGCCAUCGCGCCGCCUGGCGACCAAGUCCUCCAAGUGGUGGUGAUGAAGGUGGCGAUACACUGCCAGGGGUGUGCUGGGAAAGUGAGGAAGCACAUCUCCAAAAUGGAAGGGGUGACAUCGUUCAGCAUCGACCUGGAGAGCAAGAAGGUGACGGUGAUGGGCCACGUGUCGCCGGCGGGCGUCCUGGAGAGCAUCUCCAAGGUCAAGAAGGCCGAGCUCCUCAUCUGACCAGGCUCGUCGUCAGCUCCAUCAAUGCUCGAAACUGAAGGGAAGAGGAAGAAGAACCUAGCUAGGGAGCUUCUGCUUGCCUGUAGCAUGCAUGCUUGCAUAGCUGCAUGCGAAGCUAGUCCCUAGCUGUUUGUUUUUCUUUUUUGAGAAUUUAGCUGUUGGGUUGGAGAGAAAAAGAGACAGAGAGAGUGUACUGGGGAGAGAGAAACUCAUGCGUCUCAUGCAUGGUAUAUCGAUGGAUGGAUGGGUGAAAGCUUAGCUACUUAGCUACAUGUGUAGUAAACUGUGUCUAGCACCUGCUGGGUGCAGUAUCGUCGUGUGGGUGCAUGUUUUGUUAUUACAGUACUUGCAUAUAUUGUUCGAUCAGCUUCUCUCUA